ACAGGCUGUCGACUGAGCUCCACAGAGCUCCGCAGCAAUUCAGCCCCACAAGGACAGGCAGACGGAACCAAGACACCUCUGAGCCCGCGAGCACGAUCGGUGCCUCUCAGGAAGAUGCAGGUGCUCAUGGUGCUGCUGGCCUCGGCAGGCUUGUGCCUGGGCCUGCUGGCAGCACCCUCGGAAGACACGAACCCUGCCCAACUGGCCACCCACCGGCGCCAGAAGAGGGACUGGAUUUGGAACCAGAUGCACAUCGAUGAAGAGAAAAACUCCUCGCUGCCCCAUUAUGUGGGCAAGAUCAAAUCAAGUGUGAACCGCAAGAACGCCAAGUACCUGCUCAGAGGAGAUUUUGCCGGCAAGAUCUUCCGGGUCAAUGAGAACUCAGGGGACGUGUUUGCCUUUGAGAGGCUGGACAGGGAGAAGAUCCCUGAGUACCACCUCACUGCCCUCGUGGUCGACAAGGACACCAAUGAGAACUUAGAGUCUCCUUCCAGCUUCACCAUCAAAGUUCACGAUGUGAAUGACAACUGGCCUGUGUUCACGCACCGGUUGUUCAAUGCCUCUGUGCCAGAGAUGUCAGCCGUGGGGACCUCGGUCAUCCGUGUGACAGCCGUCGAUGCAGAUGACCCCACUGUGGCAGACCAUGCCAGUGUCAUGUACCAAAUCCUUAAGGGAGAAAAAUAUUUUGCUAUUGAUGGUUCUGGAUUCAUUUUCACGGCAACCAAAAACUUGGACCGAGAGACGCGGGCCAAGUAUGAGAUCGUGGUGGAAGCACGAGAUGCCCAGGGCCUCCGAGGGGACUCAGGCACAGCGACAGUGCUGGUCACUCUGCAGGACGUGAAUGACAACUUCCCCAGCUUCACCCAAACCAAGUACACGUUUUCGGUGCCUGAAGACAUCCGUGUGGGCAGCUCCUUGGGCUCUCUGUUUGUUGAGGACCCAGAUGAGCCCCAGAACCGGAUGACCAAGUACAGCAUCGUGCAGGGCGAAUACAGGGACACCUUCACCAUCGAGACGGACCCCAACCACAACGAGGGCAUCAUCAAGCCCAUGAAGCCCCUGGACUAUGAACACAUUCGCCAAUACAUCUUCACCAUCGAGGCCACGGAUCCCACCAUCAACCUCCAGUACCUGAGCAGCGCCUCCCCCAGAAAAACCGCCCGAGUCAUCAUCAACGUCACAGAUGUGGACGAGCCCCCCGUCUUCCAACAGUCCUUCUACCACUUCCAGCUGCAGGAGAACCAGAAGAAACCUCUGAUCGGCUCAGUGAUGGCCAAAGACCCUGAUGCAGCUCGACUGAACAUUGGAUACUCCAUCCGCAGGACCAGUGACAAGGGCCAGUUCUUCCGAAUAACCAAGCAAGGGAACAUUUAUAAUGAGAGAGAACUGGACAGAGAAGUCUACCCCUGGUAUAACCUGACAGUGGAGGCCAAAGAACUGAACUCCAAUGGGUACCCCACAGGCAAAGAAUCCAUUGUCCAGGUCCACAUCGAAGUGCUGGAUGAAAAUGACAACGCUCCAGAGUUUGCCCAGCCCUACCAGCCCAAAGUGUGUGAGAACGCUGCCCAGGGCAAGCUGGUCGUGCAAAUCUCGGCAAUAGAUAAGGACAUAACACCACGAGAUAUGAAGUUCAAAUUCUCUCUGAGCACUGAGGACAGCAACUUCACCCUGACAGAUAAUCACGAUAACACGGCCAACAUCACAGUCAAGUAUGGACAGUUUGACCGGGAGCGUGCCAAGGUCCACCACCUGCCUGUACUCAUCUCAGACAAUGGGAAGCCGAGCCUCACAGGCACCAACACGCUGGUCGUGACCAUCUGCAAGUGCAAUGAACAUGGCGAGUUCACCUACUGCGAGGAGAUGGCCGCGCAGGCAGGCGUCAGCAUCCAGGCGCUGGUAGCCAUCUUCCUCUGCAUCCUCACCAUCACAGUGAUCACCCUCCUCAUCUUCCUGCGGCGGCGGCUCCGGAAGCAGGCCCACGCACACGGAAAAAGCGUGCCCGAGAUCCAUGAGCAGCUGGUCACCUAUGAUGAGGAGGGCGGCGGCGAGAUGGACACCACCAGCUACGACGUGUCGGUGCUCAACUCGGCGCGGCAGGGUGGAGCCAAGCCCCCGCGGCCGACGCGGGAAGCGCAGCCUUCCGUCUAUGCGCAGGUGCAGAAGCCACCGCGGCACGGCGGCGCGGUGCAUGGUGGGCCGGGGGAGAUGGCUGCCAUGAUCGAGGUGAAGAAGGACGAGGCGGACCACGACGGUGCGGGCCCGCCCUACGAUACGCUGCACAUCUACGGCUUCGAGGGCUCCGAGUCCAUCGCCGAGUCCCUCAGCUCCCUGGUCACCGAUUCAUCCGACUCGGACGUCGAUUACGAUUUCCUCAAUGACUGGGGACCCAGAUUCAAGAUGCUGGCUGAGCUAUACCGCUCAGACCCUCUGGAGGAGCUGUUGUACUAGGGGGCUGUGGGCCCCCAGGUCUGGGGACCCAAACCUCCACAGCUCGGUCCAGUCGGACAACAGGCACUGAGCCCGCAAAUUGUAGCACUGACACCCCAGCCCAGCAGCCCUUUCUCGUGGGUCCCAGAGACUUCACCACCUUGGGUAGCAAACUCCAGGUCCCUGAAAUGUCCAGGAACAGAUUUCAGUGAUAGCUACCCCCUAAAUGGUGGAAGAUCCGGACUGGUGUUCUGUGUGGGCUUGGAUAUCCCUGUCACCUGGGACAACGGGUCCUAGUCAAAGACUUUCUGUGGCUCCUCAAAGCAGCUUAUGGUUCAACUGCCAGGGGAACCUCUUCCCUUGAUGUCCCAGAACCACCUGGUGGGAUGCCUGUCUGCCUGGAGGCAAAGGGCAUGGCCUGUGGGGCAAGACUCUCUGCAGCCCAGUCCCACGGGAGACUGGAACCAUCCAUCAUGCCAGCCCUGCUUCAACUUCCUCAUGUUCUCCCAAGUCCCCACCAUUCCCAGCUUCUCCCCAGGCCUGUCAAGGAGGAGAGGGCCCCUUGACAGCUACUGAACUUGGGUCCUGAAGUGACCUCACUGGCCUACCACACCUGUUACUGCUGUACUGAGCACUGAAAAUUCAACCAAAGUCAGUAAAAAUGGCUUGUUGAACUUUGAAGCAACUGUGAAUCCAUCCUGGAGGGACAGUGGAGACCAAGUGUGACAGAUCAUAUGGUGAGGGCCUGGAGUAGCUAUGACCCCAAUUUGAGGCUCAUUGACACCCCAUCAGUUUUGCCUGGGAAGUGGAGCAGAUGUUCCUGGAAAAGAAGACCUCUCCCCUUAUCUGCCUUGCCCAGUCACUCCUUCACGCUCUUUCUCUCUCUCUUCCCAUCUACCCCUUAUUGCUUGACUUGAAGGCCCUCAAGAUGUGACCCUUAGCAACUCUGGUCAAAGUCCAAAACCAAACACGACUGCACAACAAAACUGUCAUUUGCCUUUACACACCUCGUUUGUUGCCACAUCUCAGGAAACCCCAGCAGGGCCUCAUCCCUCAGCACACCCUGCCUUGCCUAUGUUCUGUGGUCAUCCGUGCAUCUCCCAUUUUAGCCAAAUCUGGAACAUUCCACUGCAAACACGCCCUGGGGAGGUGGCAUCACUCAACGGGAGAAAUCAGGAAAGGAGGCAAACUCUCCAACUCAUCCUUGGUAAGGGACUGAGGUUCCCCUCUGGGCAAGGCCCCUCACACUUCAGGAGACUGUAGAAUACACUUGACUUUUUUUUUUUUAAACCAAUAACUAGUUUUUGUUUUGUUUUGUUUUACUAAUAAUACUUAUAUAUUUCUAGCUCUCACAAACAUAUAGAAUAAGGGGUUUUGCAUGAUAAGCGGUUGCUAUUUAGGUUAACAAUUUUAAUUCAAAUGUUUUAGUUGGAUGAACAAAUUCCUGUAAUCUUUUUCAUGUCAUUGUAGUGAUUGCUCUAAUGAUAAUAACUAUAUGUUGGCCACACUGGUGCAUGGGAUGUACUGUAUUUUUUUAUACCUAAAUAAAGAAAAUUCUUGAAAUCCU
Molecule: messenger RNA, 3994 nt
Organism: Suricata suricatta (meerkat)
Lineage: Eukaryota; Metazoa; Chordata; Mammalia; Carnivora; Herpestidae
Gene: CDH5
Product: cadherin 5
Exons: 12
Coding region: 115-2448 (777 amino acids)
Biological process (GO): multicellular organism development; homophilic cell-cell adhesion; vasculature development
Cellular component (GO): adherens junction; plasma membrane; bicellular tight junction
Molecular function (GO): cadherin binding; calcium ion binding
Source: RefSeq, a predicted model, not a curated record